AUGGGUUCUGUAAGCAAAGAAGAAACAUUGGAAAAACUGGAUCAAGAGAUCACGGUGAACCUGCAAAAGAUAGACUCUAAUUUAAGUUUCUGCUUUCAUAAGAUCACCCAGGACAUCAUCCCACACGUCGCCACAUAUUCAGAAAUAUGUGAGCGGAUCAUGGAUAGCACCGAAUGGCUGGGGACUAUGUUCCAAGAGACUGGGUUGGUGAAUUUGCAGGCCAAUGCAGCUGCACCAGUGAAAAACGCCCCAGUAAAAGGCGUUAUUUUGAACAAUAAUGCGGGUAUACUCUCUACCUCCGCUGAAGAUGUGAGUAGGGAGUCUCAGACGUGCAAUGGUUCUGAUGAGCUGAAUUCAGCCGUAGGCUUCAACCGGAACGCACAUUCUGUGUUUACUAACGACAGUACGGACGAUUUCCACACAGCAAAUAUAACAUCCACGGGACAGAUAUUGAAACUUCCAGACUCUAGCGACGAAGAUACUGGCACAGAUGUACUGCCUUCAAGGGACCAAAGAGACCUUACGGGCGAGGGUCAUGAUGACGCUGAUAAUGAGCAGGACGAAAGUACAAUACAGAGACAAAGUCGCAAAAGAAAGAUCUCGCUACUUUUGCAGCAGCAGUACGGGUCCAGCUCUAGUAUGGUACCGUCUCCGAUUGUGCCCAAUAAAAUGCGGAAGCAAUUGGCUCAUGAGGAACACACUAACAACGGCGGCGAUGACGACGAUGAGAACAGCAACAAUAUAGAGAGUUCGCCUUUAAAGCAGGGACAAGCGGACAAAGACAACGAAGGCCCCGAUGAAGAAGAGAGUACGAAAGAAGUACCAAAGCCUGGAACCAUCAUUCAUUUUUCUACGAAUAGAUAG
Saccharomyces paradoxus is the source of this 864-nucleotide messenger RNA. It is a transcript of the gene ASK1, whose product is annotated as Ask1p. The transcript has a single exon. Gene Ontology annotation, cellular component: DASH complex; mitotic spindle; mitotic spindle pole body. Gene Ontology annotation, biological process: attachment of spindle microtubules to kinetochore. NCBI's taxonomy places the organism in Eukaryota, Fungi, Ascomycota, Saccharomycetes, Saccharomycetales, Saccharomycetaceae. The record is from RefSeq and is a predicted model, not a curated record. The coding region runs from base 1 to 864 and encodes 287 amino acids.